Vavraia culicis subsp. floridensis is the source of this 648-nucleotide messenger RNA. Its product is annotated as ribosomal protein L13. Bases 1 to 630 code for a protein of 209 amino acids. Gene Ontology annotation, biological process: negative regulation of translation; translation. Gene Ontology annotation, cellular component: ribosome; cytosolic large ribosomal subunit. The record is from RefSeq and is a predicted model, not a curated record. The transcript has a single exon. Gene Ontology annotation, molecular function: mRNA binding; structural constituent of ribosome. Lineage: Eukaryota; Fungi; Microsporidia; Pleistophoridae.
AUGUACAAGCCGAACAGAACGUACGAGCACAAUGACCAGUCACGCACGGUUGUCAUUAAUGCCAAAGACCAUGUCGCCGGUAAGCUCGCAACAUUCGUUGCCAAACACAUACUGGAGGGUGUGCCAGUUACCGUUGUGCAUGCCGAGAACCUCGUCUUUACUGGGCCUAUAGAGCGAGGAGUAGGCCGAUUUAAGGACUUUUUGAACAAGAGAAAGCUUACCAAUCCGCUGCGUGGCCCAUUUCACCACCGAUCACCUUCUAUGUUGUUCACGCGUAUAGUUAAGCGCAUGGUACCUAAGAAAAAAUACAAAGGACAGUGCGCACUCUCCCUUCUCACGGUCCAUGAUAGCUGUCCCGAUGAUUUGGUCUCCACACACUGCAUGGUAUGUCCGAGGGCAAUGCUCAAAUACACAGCAGAUCCGAUUAGAAGGUUCUAUUACAUGAAGGAUCUGUGCUUUAAGUUUGGGUGGAAGUAUUUCAACGAGGUAGAGAGACAGAAUAAGGCGGUUGAGGAAAUAAAACAAAAGGAAAGAGAGGAGAAAGAGAAGAUCGCAGAACGGGAGAGCUCAAUAAGGGAAAGCGAUAAGUUUAAAAGAAGAGUUGAGGAGCUGAUGGCUCAAAUUGAGUAAAGUUUCUACUUAUUAGGA